CUUACAAUACAUUAGCAACACAUCUUGACGUAUAGCAAGUAAUGUGUUUCGAGGGCAGAAUUUUUCUGCCGCGAUUUGUCACUGCAUUGUUUUUGUCCUGCAAGAUAAUAGGAAUUGGAAAGUUGCGUUUUUAGAUACUCUCUCAUCUUUAUUACGUCUUAGUGUUAGUUUUGUUGUUAGCUAACAAGCUAGCUAACUACCUGCCAGCCCGCUGGUGCGUUAGCUGCCAAGCCUUAAGGCCGAGCCACCCGUCAUCCAACACUGUUUGAUAAAGUAUCUUAAUGGGGACACAAUAGGACCUCAUACCUGGAGAAAAAACGACUGUUGAUUCAAUAGAAGUGAAUCAUUCGGGUCACCCCGCGCCUGUCACAUGCCCGAACAAGGACCCGGGAUGAAUGGGUUUUCUUUCGGCGAACUAUGCUGGCUGUUCUGCUGUCCGCCCUGCCCCAGUCGGAUCGCGGCCAAGCUAGCUUUCCUCCCGCCGGAGCCCACGUACUCGAUGCACAGCGAUGCGAAUGGGGUAACUAGCUUACAUUUAACUGAACGGGCAGACUGGCAGUAUUCUCAACGCGAGCUCGAUGCGGUGGAAGUGUUUAGCACCAGAAGCAGUCGAGGUAAUCGGGUCGGCUGUAUGUUUGUGCGUUGCGCUCCGAACAGUCGGUACACGCUGUUGUUUUCCCACGGCAACGCGGUGGACUUGGGGCAGAUGUGCAGUUUUUACAUCGGCCUCGGCUCCAGGAUCAACUGCAACGUGUUCUCCUACGAUUACUCGGGCUACGGGGUCAGCACUGGCAAGCCCUCCGAGAAGAACCUGUAUGCGGACAUCGAGGCUGCCUGGCAGGUCCUGAGGAACAAGUACGGUGUAACACCGGAGAACAUCAUCCUGUACGGUCAGAGCAUCGGCACGGUGCCGACCAUCGACCUGGCUGCUCGCUAUGAAUGUGCCGCUGUCAUCCUCCACUCACCGCUCAUGUCGGGGCUUCGGGUGGCCUUCCCUGACACACGGAAGACUUACUGCUUUGAUGCCUUCCCCAGCAUUGACAAGAUGUCCAAGGUGGCGUCCCCAGUGCUGGUGAUCCACGGCACGGAAGACGAGGUCAUCGACUUCUCCCACGGCCUGGCCAUGUACGAGCGCUGCCCCCGCGCCGUCGAGCCGCUGUGGGUGGAGGGCGCCGGGCACAACGACAUUGAACUGUACGCCCAGUACUUGGAGAGGCUCAAACAGUUCAUCUCCUUUGAGCUUCCCACAUCCUGAGGAGAGCGCCGCACUCAAGAAGCCGCCUCCUUCUCAUCUCCCACUUCUUCUUCUUCUUCGCAUCGGAACAGGACUGGAGUCGGCUGAUCACACCGGUCUCCCCUGACCUUGGAGGCAUUAUAGGGUAGGAAUGUGUAGUGGACUGGAAGAGGGAAAAAAGGGUUUAGAUUGUUGAGGUCCAGGCGAGAGUCAGAGGCCAGUACCGGCCAGGAGUUAAUGUAUACUGGCCCAAAAACCUGGCUGGUGCUCCGACACGUGGACACGCAUCGAUGAGCCCAGGCCAAGGCAGUGUUUGACUGAAUUCCUUCUCAACUCCAGCUCUCCUUCCCUUCCUCUACUCACUCGGCCUCCCUGAGUGUUCCUGUGUCUCUCACUGUGAGCUUCAGUCUGUCACAUUUCCUUCUUCUUUCCGCUGUUACUCCCAUCUUUGUUUUUCCCUCUUCCUUUUUUUUUUAACUGAGUCUUUGCAGUGUUCAAGUUGAUUUUUUUAUAUUCUUUUAUACCAAGUAAAGAAGUAUCAAUUUUACACCAUGAAAUACAAUUGAAGUGUUACACUUUUUCUGUAUUUUUAAGUUACCAUUCAGGGUUUACCAAACGAUUGCACUUUUAUUGUGCAGAUAUUUCCAGGUCAAUAUUUUUCCCUUUUGGAAGAUGUGUAUUUGAUUCUUUUUUUGUAAUCUGCAUUCCAUGUUUUUAAUGCCGGUAGCACUUUUGUUCAGUUGGGGUUGUGUGUUUUUAUAAGCUGUUAAACAGUGCACAUCUGGCCUUUGUCGUUGUGAUCGUUGUUUUCCUGACGCAUGCUUCUCUCUCAUACAGGAAGACAAUAAUGCCAAGCUUCAUUUAGAAAUAUCAUAUGCCUUGCUCAUUGGCACCCAUACAAAUCUGGGAGAUUAUUACUUCAAUACUUGAAUACUUUAGAGCCACUAGUAAAUUGAGCAGUCAGCACAUGCGUCAUGAAAAAGCCAACAUUUAGAAUUGGCUUUUUAAUAAUGAUAAACACCACAAAAGGCUGCAGUAAAGAGCAAGUGUUCAUUGGAAUAUGUUGUGAUUGGUGGAUCAUCGAGAUGUAAAGAUGAACGCUCUCAAUAUGAUGUAAUGGUUCUCUACAGGUCAUUGAUAUAAUCUGAUGUGUUUCACAAUAUAAAACACGAGUGAAGCCAUUGAUGGAGACAUUAAUAUUGGUCUGUUACACACGGGUCUAAUUGGUGUGUUAAUGUUGUGUACGCAUACACAUUCUCACUUAGUGUACCGCACCAGGUGCGUCGUACCGUUGCCAUGGACGACGGGAGCGUCCCUCAGUGGGAGAGCAGCAGGCAUCGGGCCCGUACUUCAAUAAACUGGAGAUCAUGUAGGGAUCAGACUCUCACAGACACACACUUGGCUCGGUGCUCUGGACUGAAGCCGGGAGCUCGGUGCUGGGGAGGACGCUCCGCUGGGUUCUUGUGUUGGUACAUUCACGCUACAAACGAAGCCUUAUGUUCGUAAACAUUUCACCCAGUGCUGUUGACGACGGCAGGGGGGGGGGGGGGGGCUGCUGCUAACCAUCAGAUAAAUCAGUCGGUCAGUCAAUCGCUGUGAAAGCCAGACAGGUCGGGGUCCACCGUCAUUCCUUUUAGUCGGCCGUGUGCUCCUGCGGGCAGCCGGAGGGUCCUCUCUGACCAGCGCGACGUCGGCCGAGCCCUGUGGCGGUUUGCUGUCGUCCGAAAGAACCGCGGCGGGGGAUUGGAAUGCUGUGGGAAAGCAAGAUAUGCAAAUCCCCUCUUCUAGUCGUAGACAUUUCAAACCUGUAGCCGCUGCAUUUUGAUCGUUUGUCCUUUUACCUUGCAAAGUGAAACGCGAAACGAGAAACGCGAUCCCGUUUGCAGCAAACGCAGAACACGUCUUCAGAGGAGAAUGGCGUCCGAGGCGUAUUUGCAUAGCGAUUGGUGGCGGUCAUUUGAUCGCUCUGUGUGUUGCUGUGAAGUGGUUUGUCAGUUACGUAUUUGGUGUUUUCUUAUUCUAGUGUCGGGUCGAUGUUUUGGGAUGAAGAGCCCGUGGUCAUCUCUAGUAUAUUUCCUCUCGCGACUCUUUUUCAAGGAAAUGAAGAUCCUGCUUUAGUGCUGCUGAUUAUUGUUUUGAUACUGACAUUUUUAUGAGGUUUUCCAGUCUAAAUGUUGAUGGGUGCACUGUCUCUGAAGCUGGUUUGUACAAUAACCCACUGUGAUAGUAUAUAUCUUCUCUAUACAUAUUAGCCCUCACACAGGGUCGUCUAGUCCCAUUGCUUAAACACUGGAAUCGCAAUAUGCAAAUGGUAGGCAGAUGAAUCCUGUAGAAUCCGAUUAUCACGUGUAAAACGGAUGAAAUGAGCCUUAAACAUGCCGUGAACUGAUUGUCAUACAUGUGGUAGUAGCAAGAAGGCAGCAAAAUGGAUGUUUUUAAAUGCUUAUAAUGGAAUAAAGGAUGCAUGGCA
Molecule: messenger RNA, 3704 nt
Organism: Pseudoliparis swirei
Lineage: Eukaryota; Metazoa; Chordata; Actinopteri; Perciformes; Liparidae
Gene: abhd17c
Product: abhydrolase domain containing 17C, depalmitoylase
Exons: 3
Coding region: 371-1255 (294 amino acids)
Biological process (GO): protein depalmitoylation
Cellular component (GO): plasma membrane; endosome membrane
Molecular function (GO): palmitoyl-(protein) hydrolase activity
Source: RefSeq, a predicted model, not a curated record